Messenger RNA from Lates calcarifer (barramundi perch), 4534 nucleotides. It is a transcript of the gene ano8a, whose product is annotated as anoctamin 8a. Gene Ontology annotation, cellular component: plasma membrane. Gene Ontology annotation, molecular function: chloride channel activity. The record is from RefSeq and is a predicted model, not a curated record. NCBI's taxonomy places the organism in Eukaryota, Metazoa, Chordata, Actinopteri, Centropomidae. Bases 514 to 3828 code for a protein of 1104 amino acids. Gene Ontology annotation, biological process: chloride transmembrane transport. The transcript is spliced from 18 exons.
GAUUUACUCCAUUAAGAACAAAAUAUGGUCCAAAAAAUAUUUCGAACGAUGUCCUGCUGUAUGUAGCCUCGCCUGGGCUAGGUAUUUAGGACGAAUAGAGAAGACAGUUCAUCUAAAUAUGUGAAGUUAUUGUAGUACAGCACGAGGCAGAUUUAUCCUGAUCAACAUCGUCGAAGGCACUGGCGAUUGAUCCACCUUCAGCUCUGCAUGUGCAGCCAUAAACAUGACACGUAUGCCAUUGUUUUUCAGACCUGUAGUCUGCGCGGUGUCUCCCUGAACUCUGUCGUCACUAUCCAGUCACGACUGGUGCGCGUAACGUGUAGAUGCCAUGAUCAUGUUCCUCCCCCUCCUCCUCCUCCUCUUCCCCCUCCUCCUCCUCCUCCACCUCCUCCUCCUCGUCUGUCAGAUACACUAAGGUUUUCCCUUUUACAUGCAACGAUCAUGCCAUAAAAGAGUCCUCCGUGCAGUGCGGUUUUUGAGCCCCUUCACCACCUGGAGUGUUUGUACACUACCAUGCAGGCGGCGGGCAGCACCGGAGCACCUGAUACCGACGCUACUGUAAACAGUAGCAGCGGCAGCAGCAGCAGCAGCAGCGGCACCAGCAGCGGAACCGCAGACGUCGACGACAGCGACGGGGCAGGGGAGAGGAUGGAGAGGACGGUGCCAAGCGAGCAGCAGCAGCAGCAGCAAAGGACCAACAACAUCCAGCAGCAGCAGCAGCAGCAAACGUCCUCAGCACCGUCCGGGGUGCUCGAUAAACUGUUUGGUAAACGGCUUCUCCAGGCCCGACAUUUCAUUAUGUCUCGGAAGUCCUGGUUGAAGAUGGUGCCCACCGAAAACUGUGACAUCCUGAUGACAUUCCCAGAUACAAUAGAUGAUCACACUCUGCUGUGGCUCCUGAAUCAGAUUCGUAUUGGAAUCCCACAAGUCAGCAUUCAAAUUCGACAGCAUAAACACACCCAGGCGCAUGCCUUCUUCAUCACGACAACAUUUGAGAACUUACUGCGAGGAGCAGAGCAGAUGGGCAUGCAUAAGGCCGUCAAACCGCAGUUCGGUGGUGGGAUGCGGCGCUUUUCCUGUGAGGAGGACAACAUCUAUGAGAACAUAGAGAGCGAGCUCUGUUUCUUCACCUCACAGGAGCGUCAGAGCAUCAUUAAGUAUUGGCUGGACAACCUGCGAGCCAAACAGGGGGAGGUGCUUCACAACAUUCACUUCCUGGAGGGACAGCCAAUCAUUCCAGAGCUGGUAGCUCGGGGGGUGAUCCAUCAAAUGUUCCCUCUCCAUGAGCAGAGGAUCCUUAACCAGCUGAUGACAUCUUGGGUCCAAGCUGUAUGUGAAAGGCAGCCCCUGGAUGAUAUCUGUGACUACUUUGGAGUGAAGAUCGGCAUGUAUUUUGCCUGGCUGGGUUUCUACACCAACUCCAUGCUUUACCCUGCUGUCAUCGGCUUCCUGCUCUGGAUACUAGCAGAAGCUGACCAGACCAGUCAGGAUAUCUGCUGCGUGGUUUUUGCCCUCUUCAAUGUUGUGUGGGCGACGUUGUUUUUGGAGCGCUGGAAGAGGCGAGAAGCAGAACUGGCCUACCGGUGGGGCACUUUGGACACCCCUGCCGAGUCCUUGGAGGAACCCAGGCCGCAGUUCAGGGGUGUGAAGCGCUGCAGUCCCAUAACAGGCUGUGAGGAGUUCUACUACCCACCCUGGAAGAGAGCCCUGUUCAGAUGGCUGGUCAGCCUGCCCAUCUGCCUCCUCUGCCUCUGUUUUGUCUUCCUCGCUAUGCUCCUCUGCCUGGAACUGCAGGAAGUGGUGAUGGAGAUUCAGGAGCUACCUGGUAUUACGAGAUUCAUUCCUAAGAUACUUCUGGCCAUUACUGUAACCAUAUGUGAUGAAGUGUAUAAGAAGAUUGCCUACUGGCUCAACGACAUGGAGAACUAUAGACUUCAGAGUGCCUAUGAGAAUAAUCUCAUCAUCAAGAUGGUUUUUUUUGAAUUCAUCAAUUCUUACCUAAGCCUUUUCUACAUUGGAUUCUACCUCAAGGACAUGGAGCGACUGAAGGAGAUGCUUGCCACUCUACUGAUCUUUCGGCAGUUCCUACAGAACAUCAAAGAGGUCCUCCAGCCUUAUCUCUAUGAACAAAACAAGCUGGGCGUCUUCACCCCAAAGGUGCUUUGGGAGCUACUCCAAGCCAUCGUGCUCAAAUAUGGCCGCCUGGCUCUGGGAAAGGCCCAAGCCUCGAUGACAGCCUAUUCCUUCCUGGGUCCCAGAGGGAUCCCUGUCAGUCACACUGCUAACGGUAACCCAGAGCCAAAGAGAAGAGGGGAUCUGAAAGCCGGAUUCAGGCUCUCAGAAGAGGAGUGGGACAUGAAUGACAGCGCUCUGAAACAACGUAAAGUCAGCUUCACGGAGAAGGUUGACUACCAGGACGUCACCACAGAAAUGCAGACGGGGGAUGACAGCUUCCUCGAGGAUAGUCCUACACUGGUGGAGGAAGGGAUGGAUCCAUCAAGUAUUUUUGACAGUUGUGAUGAGGACAGUGAUUGUGAAUUGCUGUCUCAACAGGAGACCAAGGAGAAUGCCAUUGUGUCCUCUCCGAAGGAAUCUGACUCUCUCUGUCAGAGAAGAAAGAACGUAGGCGAGGGGAAAGAGGACAAGAAGUCAUGGAUUGAUCCGCCAGAAGAGUCCAAAACUGUCACUCUGACCCAGGCUGAGAUUGAGAGCUGCAUGCAGACGUAUGAGGACACGCUUCAGGACUACCAGGAGAUGUUCAUUCAGUUUGGCUACGUGGUGCUCUUCUCAUCUGCGUUUCCCUUGGCGGCCAUGUGUGCUCUUAUCAACAACAUCAUCGAGAUCCGCAGCGAUGCCCUCAAGCUCUGUACUGGCCUGCAGAGGCCCUUCGGACAGAGAGUGGAGAACAUCGGACAAUGGCAGACUGCAAUGGAGGCUAUGGGCUUGAUAGCUAUCAUAGUUAACUGUUACCUGAUUGGUCAGUGUGGGCAGCUGCAGCGUCUGUUCCCCUGGUUGAGUCCUGAAAUGACCAUCAUCUCCAUCGUCUUACUGGAGCACUUUGCAAUCCUCCUAAAGUACGUCAUCCAUGUUGCCAUCCCUGAUAUCCCAGGCUGGGUAGCAGAAGAGAUGGCCAAGCUAGAGUAUCGACGAAGGGAAGCUUUCAAGAAGCAUGAGCAGCAGGCCCAGCAGCACUUCCAACAGCAGCUCAGACGUCGGCGUGAAGAGGAGGAGCUUCAGCGCCAGGCUGAGCUGCAGGCCGAGGCCCGCCAGGAGAGCGAGUACCACAAGGCGGACACCCAGCACCAGCAUCACCACGACAAAACACCAGGGGGCAAGCCAGGGGACAAGCCUAAGAGACCCAGCUCUCUGCUGGGGAACAACAAUGUGAUGAAGCUAAAGCAGAUCAUCCCGCUGCAGGGGAAGUUCUCCUCCGGGACCUCACGCUCACCGGCCCAGUCCCCAACGGGAGGUGAGGCGAAGCUCCCAGGAUUUCUGAAGUUCCUGAAGUCACCUGAGGUGAAAAAAGAGCCUGCGGUGGCGGUUGGAGCGACACCUGGGUCAACAGUGACCUCUUCGGUUCCCCCUAGUGGCCAGGAGAGGUCACAGUCCCCCAACAGGACAUUCAGUCCCGGGAAGCUGUUCAGUUUCAGCAAGUCAGAGGGUACGGUUGUGUGCGCGAAUGGGACACAACCAUCAACCCAGGCUGCUAACACUCAGCCCAACAGGCAUGACUUAAACACAACCCCAGAGGAACUACCCUCUAAUGAGUCAGAUAAAGGAGAAUCAAGACAAUUGACUGAUUUAGAAAACUCUGGCUCAAAGAGUUAAUAAAUGUUCCACCAUGCCAAUGUAAUAUUAUGAACGGAGAGCAAUGUACAAAUGUUCAGGCAACAUUCAGAGACAGCGACACACCUGUACUGUAGGAGAAUGUUAGUCACAAGGACCACAUGUAAGGUCAGCGUGCGUUAGACUUUCACUCUUGAUGCAACUUACUUCGCACAAAGUAUUACACUGUAUCUAACACUUGAUUAUCUAGCUUCCAAGUAAAAUAUGUACAGUAAGUGUAUCUACUUGAAUGGGGCUUGAGAAACCUUUACUUUGGGUUUAAAUACUGCAUGACUGCCUGGUUUUCAACAGCACCAGAACAGAUUCUGUUGAUGUGAAGGAUCUUUUUUAAGACAAAAAAAAAAAAAAAAAGUUUAAAAAAAAGGACCUGAUCAUCAAUAAGCCCUUUUGUCAAAAGGGCAUGAACAGCAGCUCCCCAUUCCAGGUUUGUUUCUCAUUCUGAUGCCUGUAUUGAAUGCAUGCUGCAUCAUGUGCAUGCAUUAUGUGUCCACCAUGUCUGUUUCAGUUGUGAGGCACUUUCAAAGCCAUUGUAUUCUUCCGCAAUAGGUCAGAUUAUAUUCACUGUGACCAUGAAAAAUAUUCUAUUUUUCUUAACUUUGAUUUUCUAUGAAUUAUUUUACUACAUAAAUUAGUGAAUGUACUUCUAUGAUGCAAAUAAAUCUCACUUGAAUAAACAUCCAUCAAGAGA